Molecule: messenger RNA, 2912 nt
Organism: Cryptomeria japonica (Japanese cedar)
Lineage: Eukaryota; Viridiplantae; Streptophyta; Pinopsida; Cupressales; Cupressaceae
Exons: 2
Coding region: 1001-2224 (407 amino acids)
Source: RefSeq, a predicted model, not a curated record
CAUGAUCUGUUUUGUACGUCUGCGACUAACAUUUUGUUUGACGUUCUUCUAACAAACUGCGUCUAAUACGCUGCCAUAAAUCUAGAGUUAAGAAAGAUCAACCAAUGGGGAUGAUGAUUUGCAGAGACUAAUUCUACAUCAAUGUCAAGAAAUUUCCCUUUCAGACAGAAAAUUUUUAAAAACAGAGAGAGAAGAAUUUGUACAGGGGAAAUCCUCACAGGAUACCUGCAUCUGCAUUUAAUUGUUGCAGUGGCACAACCUUUUUCGACGCAAUUUUUUCUGUAUUGCAUUUGUUUAAAUCCACCUCUGUGAGGCUUUAAAAUAUGUUUUAAGUCAAGUCUGCCAUUCCCUCCAUUUGCCUUGGAAACAGUAUUCAUGGCCUUUUUUAAAGAUUCAUUUUCAUCAGUAAAGUCACUUUUCUGAAGCUCUUUUCCCAUUUUAAAUUGGUUUGAUAAUGCUUUUUACCUUUAUUGGCCUGCAGUUCAUGGACUUUUAGCCUUUGGGUCUUUCGGGGAAGGAUUAAGGCCUGAGCUUGGAGAUUCUAUAGUUGUCUCUUGUAAAUGUGUCUCUUUAUUGUAAGGGUAUAGGUGUCUGUUUAUGCUGGAAUUGUCAUUGUCUGGUUUAUUUCCAGGCCCCCUGCCAAUCUGGAAGCAUGGGCAAGCAGAUAGGAAACAUAUAAAAGUGGGCCUCAGGCAUAAAUUAUCUUUCUUUGAAAAUUUCCGGUGAUGGGUCUUUGUAUAACUUCCCUGGACAGAAUUGAUGGUGACUGCAAUCAAUCUGAGGUGGAGUUGUAAACUUUCUGGAUAAGAGUCUAUAGCAGCUGCUCAAAAGCUAAAAAGAGGGCUUAUCAUGGUCAAUUUUAGUAAGUUGUGGAGAGGAUUUAUAAUUAAGUCACUUGUCAGUUGGGUUUUGUAAACAAGGCUUUGUCUGCUUUGCUGUUUAUUGGCAUGGGGAAUUGCAAGAAGUAAAAGUCCUCAGGGGAUUUAGAAUUUCAGCCAAAAUGCCUACUGUGUGGUUUUCUCUCAAAAAAUCCUUGCAUUGUAAAUCAGAGCCUGGGGAAGUACAUGACCCACAUAACUUGCAUGGACACAAACAUCACCUUACAGCAGUUGUUACAAGGAAAAAUCGCUCUGGCUGUUCCAAAUCAAUUGCAAAUCUCAAGGAUGUGAUUCAUGGCAACAGAAGAGUAGCAGAAAGGGCUCUUAGCUCAUGCAGUCCUAGGUCAAUUGGCAGCAGUGAAUUCUUACAUCCCAUGUCACAUGAAGUCAUUGUGAACAACUCAAGAUGUGAAUUGAAGAUAACUGGGUUGGCAGGCUACAAUGGCUCUAAUACUGUCAUUGGGACUCUUAGGCCAGGAACCCCAGGCCCUGGGACACCAUCUUAUAGGAGGGUUGCAGCUUGUCAUAGCAGUAGUGAGUUUAGCUUUGCAGAGUAUGCUCCUGGUUCAUUUAACAACACUGCUCCUUCCACUCCUCGUUUCUCUAAUGACUCUGAAAAGGAGCUAAGCAGCAGGGCGUCCUGUCAGAAAUGUGGAGAAAAGUAUGCGAAGUUGGAAGCUCUUGAAGACCAUCAUAUUGCAAAACAUGCUGUCACUGAACUUUUGGAAGGGGAUUCAUCUAGAAAUAUCGUGGAGAUAAUCUUCAGAACGAGCUGGAUGAAAACUGAGAAUCCAUGUGGAAGGAUUGAAAGAGUUCUGAAGGUGCACAACACGCAGAAAACACUUACCAGAUUUGAGGAAUAUCGUGAAAUGGUGAAGGCUAAAGCAAGUAAGUUCCCCAAGAAGCAUCCUAGAUGCUUAGCAGAUGGUAAUGAACUUCUGAGAUUUCAUGGCACCACAAUCAUGUGUUCUUUGGGUAUGAAUGGAUCAUCUAGCUUGUGCAACUUAGAAGGAUGCAAUGUUUGUAGAAUCAUCAGGAAAGGAUUUUCCAUGAAAAAGGAGGCAGGUGGCAGGGGAAUAUACACUACAGCCACCAGUGGCAGUGCUCAUGACUCUAUUGCUUUGUGUGAGGAUGACUUGAUGUUCCCUGUGAGGAAGGCUUUGUUGGUAUGCAGGGUUAUUGCAGGGAGAGUUCACAGGCCUUUGGAUAACUUCGAAGAAUUCUCAACUCCUACUGGUUUUGAUUCUGUUGCAGGAAAAGUUGCUCUCCUUUCAAAUGUUGAAGAGCUGUUUUUGUUGAAUCCUAAAGCCCUUCUCCCAUGCUUUGUUAUCAUUUGCAAUUCUUGAAGGACACCCAUCUAUUCUUGAAACAGAGAGACCACAAUCAUUCUCUUCCAUGAAUCUUGUCUUUAACAUUUGAUUUUUUGUUAUGUUCCUUUUCUGAUUAAUUUCCCCUCCAUAUCCAAUUUCAAAUGUAUCAUUCUUGAAGGUCAUUUCCCCAAAACAUCCCAUCUCCUCACCUAGAAAGAAAUUCAUUUUGAAACUGUUUUAGUCUUAGGUCUUGACAUGUGUUUAUGAGACUUGCUGCUAUUUCUCAAUUCGAUUGUGUUUGUAUUUUUGCAUCAACAUUUUGAAUCACACUCUGUGGUCCAUCGUCAAGAUGAUAGAGAGCUCAAGGAGUUUAUGAGUUCAAACCUUACCAAUCAUGGUUAUCUCCUGUGCGCAGCCAUUUACUGUUUUGGAAGGGUAACUUAUUUGUUUGAGAAGCUCAAAGUUUGUCUGUUGACAAGCCAAACCUCUCUGACAACAAUUAAAAGUAACCCUGGCCUUUCACAUGUGAUGGAGAUCCCUUUCUACCCUAUCUGCCAGACAGAGUCUCUUUUACUUUUCUAGUUCCUACGAUUUUUUAACCCUAGUUCUGCCUUUUUUUUAAAAGCUUUGGUGGCAGUUGGAGGAAGUGAAGAAUGCCAAGGUUGAUAUGUACAUUCUAUCUGUUUUGUUCACAGCAUCUUAAUUAAAACUUGUUUCAUCCCAA